AUGGCCCUCAGGAACGCCCUCUGUCUCGCCGUCCUGGGCCUCGCGGGCCUCUCCUCUGCCGCCGGCCGUGAUGUCCCCGAGAACCUGAAGAGCCUCUACAACUACGCAAAGAAUAACCGCUGCGACUCCCCUCUCAGCAGUAAAGAUUUCAAGGACGGCCAUGGACAUAGCGGCUUCACGUACUGUGACUACGGAGGCGUGAUCUACCUUAGCGGCCCGUCUAACUCUAUGGGACUAGGAGACAUAGAUGUUGACUGCGACGGCGCGAACCGAUCAAACGGGGAUUGUGCCAACGAUCUGACCGGCCAGAGCCAGACGACCUUUAAGGAUGAGCUUGCUGAAUACGGUCUCAGCGACCUGGACUCUAACUUACAUAGCUACGUUGUUCUUGGGAACGAGGGAAAGAAGCCUAGCUACCUGCCUUCAGACUCGGGGGUAGAGCCGCUCAGCGUUGUGGCCGUGUUCUAUGGCAUAUGGGGCGACACCAACGGCAACACUGACACCGGUGAGGUAUCUAUCUCUCUCGCCCAGGCCUGUUUUCCUCACAACAACCUCACCGGCAAUAACGGCCACGAGGACCACGAUGUCCUCUUCGUUGCCUUUAAAGGCGAAGAGGCCAAACCUGGCGCCAAGGGUGCCGACUGGAAGGCCGAAAACUUUGAUACCUUUGAGGAAUCCCUGGCUCCUAUUGGCGACAAGCUUGUGGCUAAGAUCGAGAUGCAGAAGCCCUCGACUGGAAUUGCGGUGCCUACCAGCCCGGCCAGUGGGCUGAUUACCAUUGUUCUUGUUACCGUGGUGGUUAUUGUUGGCUGUUGA
Arthroderma uncinatum is the source of this 816-nucleotide messenger RNA. Its product is annotated as chitosanase. Lineage: Eukaryota; Fungi; Ascomycota; Eurotiomycetes; Onygenales; Arthrodermataceae. Bases 1 to 816 code for a protein of 271 amino acids. Gene Ontology annotation, molecular function: chitosanase activity. The transcript has 4 exons. The record is from RefSeq and is a predicted model, not a curated record.